This is a messenger RNA of Cucurbita pepo subsp. pepo (vegetable marrow), 444 nucleotides long. NCBI's taxonomy places the organism in Eukaryota, Viridiplantae, Streptophyta, Magnoliopsida, Cucurbitales, Cucurbitaceae. The record is from RefSeq and is a predicted model, not a curated record.
UCUGGAAGCUCAAUAUGGAUGCUUCUUGGAACGUUUCGCUCGAUCGUGGUUCAUUACUCCGCUGGUUCAUCGAUCUGCGCUGCCUCAAAAGAGCUCAAGAAAGCUUGGUCGAUUCAUGCUCUUGAAGCUGCUGUGAUUCUUGAGAGGUUAUCCUCCAUUGUUGAUAAUUUCAACGCUCACACGAUACCUAUUGUGAUUGAAUCGGAUUCCUCAAAGAUCAUUAAUCUCCUGAAUGAGGGAUUGCCAGUUGGAGACUCCGUUGCGGUGGUCGGUUACCAGUUCGAGGUCGAUUCCGCCGUUCUGAACUUCUGUUUCGCCGUCGCCACCAUCGUUCUCGUCCUACCAGUGAUACCGAGCGGGCCGGGUUUGGGCUAUUUUAUUGGGCCCAAAAGACCAUGGGCUUUAAGAGAAAGUGGGCUGAAGUAGAGGCCUAGAUGUCGCGUG